ACUAGCCUCUGUUACCAUGCAUAUGCUUCUAGAGGACGUACAUUUUUUCUGCAGAUAUGGUAUCUUAUUUAAAUAGGAGCAUGCUAGUAGGUAAACUUUUUCUUAAAUAAAUUCAUUCAUUAUUCAAAUUAAUCAACGAAGAAGUUUCUUUAGCGCGUAUAAAGAAGACAUGCAUGGUUCUAUAUAUUCAUUACUUGCCAAGUCGGAAGUACACUCAGCUAAGGUAUCUUGAAACUGCAAGUGAAUUUUUGUCACUGCUUCUUUGUACGUACUUUUUUUUUAUUUACUACAUCCUCACUAUAGUUCCCUCCAUUGUAAUCUUUUGAACAAAUACAAAUACAAAAUCAGACCAGAAUUCUUGAUCUGUGAUUUUAAAAAAAAUGGAGGAGCAAGCAGAGGUAGAAGGCAGUUUUGGACAUGAAAGUUAUGAUGCAGUUGUUGUGGGGUCUGGUUAUGGCGGUUCUGUUGCAGCUUGUCGGCUGGCUAUGGCAGGUGUAAGGGUGUGUCUACUUGAAAAAGGCCGGAAAUGGGAAGCGCAGGACUUCCCAACUGACAGCUUCAAAAUCUUAUCGGCUGUGAGGAUGGAGAACCAGAACCUAGGUGUUAGCUAUGGACCAAAAGAUGCUUUAUUUCAGAUGUACGGGCAAAAUGAUUCUCUAGCAGCAGUGGCUUGUGGGCUUGGUGGAGGUUCACUAGUGAAUGCUGGAGUUAUGAUGCCAGCAUCAGUUCGUGCUAGACGGCAUCCAAAAUGGCCGAAGGAAUGGGAAAGGAAUUGGGGUAGUUGUGAAGCUUCUGCUGCAGACAUGCUGAGAAUACAAAGCAUUCCCGUCAAGUUUCCUUCCGCGAAAAUUUUGGAAGAAGCUGCUGAUGGAGUAACUUUUGACACUUCAAUAAAGCUUAGUGUGAAUUUUGACAUUGAAGAACCAACAACAAAUGGAACGAAGCGUCCACAAAUGGGUAGCUGCUUAGCCUGUGGAAACUGUCUUUCUGGAUGUCCAUAUAACGCCAAAAGUUCGACUGACAAAAAUUAUCUAGUCUCAGCAAUCCAGGCUGGAUGUAUUGUGAAAACAGAAUGCCAAGCGCAGAAUGUGGUUAGAAACAUGCAUGACCAUUUCCAACAUAAAGGAAAAAAUGGCAGGAGAUGGCUCGUUUACUUGAAUGAGAUUGACUAUGUGACCUGUGAUUUUGUGAUCCUAUCAGCGGGAGUUUUUGGCACAACUGAGAUACUCUUCCAAUCACAAAUGAGAGGACUGAAACUUUCAGAAGCACUUGGAUCUGGAUUCAGCUGUAAUGGGAAUACUGUGGCUUAUCUCGCUGGAACGCCAGCACCAAUCAAUGGUUAUGGAUUAGACAGAAAGCAGGUGUUCACAACUCCUUUCGAAGAAAGGCCAGGGCCAUCAAUUUCUUCAUCUUUCACUUCUUCACUCGGUUUUACAAUCCAGAGUGCUGUACUUCCAAUAGCUUAUCCAUACCUGCUAUUUAAAGGAAUCACAACAUAUGGAUGGCCUGCUGGGUACUGGUUCCUGCAUGGAAUUAUAGACAAGAUAAGACACAUUAUAGGUUCCAAAGCAAGCCAAGCAAUGAUUCUUAUUGCAGUGGGACAUGAUGAAAGUGAUGGUAAGAUCAUAUUAGAGAAGGGCACCAACAAAAUCUGCUUUACUCCACCUCAGGAUCCCCUUCUCCCACGAAAGAUUAAAGCUUUUCAGAAGCUCACUAAGAAAUUAGGAGGACUUCUCUUCAUGUCAAAAUACCGAAGCACAGCAGUUCAUCUUUUAGGUGGGUGCAAUGUGUCUUCAGAUCCUUCAGGUGGUGUUUGCAACCCCAAUGGACAGGUUUUUGAACCAGACUCAUCCUCAACAGUGCAUCCCGGCCUCUACGUGUGUGAUGCUUCUUUGAUCCCAUGUUCUGUUGGGAUAAAUCCAUCUCUUACCAUCACAACUGCAGCUGAGCACAUAAGUAAGAACCUUGUGCAGGAAGCUCUGAAGUACAAGAUCAACAAUGGUCGUGAAUGUGUUGUGAAAACUGCUGACCAAGGUCAAGAACCCUUCAUCGAGAAGAAUGUUAUUAACCGUCAGAGAGAAAUGGUCAUGGUUAAAGAAACCAUGAAAGGUUAUGUUGGGGGUAUGCCAUGCACUGCUUAUCUAAAAAUGAGGAUGAAUUCUCAGGACCAGACUUUCUCUGAUGUAAAGUUGGGUACUGGAAAAUCCCAUCCCCUUCUUAGAGGUAAAGUUGGAGGACAUGUGGAAAUUAGAGCCUUUGAGAAGGAUGAUUUACAUAUCAUAGAUGGGAACGUAAAUUUGUGUGUAGUUGAUGACAGAACUCCAUACACACAGUAUAUGCAGUAUGAUUUUCUUCUUGCAGCUUCUACUGGUUCAAGAUAUAUUCUCAAGGGAAGAAAGAUAAUGAAUCCAUAUUUCUUUCCAUUAUAUGCUUGGAGGGAGAUGACUACACUGCAUGUUACAUUCGAAAAAGUUUCUGAGGAAGAAUCAAAGGAUGAGAAGGUGGUUCUCAAAGGGGAGCUUCAUAUUUCGAUGACAGAGCUUCUUAAGAGCAUCAUAAGCCUUCAAGGAAACAAUAGGGGAAUGUUUAUGUGCCUCCUCUCAGGGUCUUUCUUAAGAACUUAUUUCUUGCCAAUACCUCGAGGGAAUCAGGGGGAUUUAGUUCUGUCAGAAGAUAAAUCUUAUCCAAGCAGCACUCUCCAUGAAAUAAAAGCAGAAGAUGGAUUCACCAUCAGUUGCAGACAAUGGAAGUCAAAACUUAAAGGAGAUGAGAAACUGAAUCCGGUUCUCCUUCUUAAUGCAUAUGCUAUUGAGAGUUUCUGUCUACCAACUGAGCCGAAUGACUUGGUCAGAACUUUAAUUGAAGAAGGGCAUGAAACAUGGUUAUUGAAUUCGAGAUUGCACCCUCUGAAUCCUUCUAACGAUUUUACAAUUGAAGAUGUUGGAAAAUUUGAUAUCCCUGCUGCAAUUAAUAAGAUCCUUGAAAUCCAUGGACGAAGCACAAAGGUGCACGUAGUUGCACACUGUGUUGGAGGCUCAGCCAUACACAUAGCUAUCAUGGGAGGUCAUGUCUCUGCAACCCAUAUAGCUUCUCUGUCUUGCACCAACUCAUCAAUGUUCUUCAAGCUUAAUGCUAUGUCCACAUUCAAAAUGUGGCUUCCUCUGAUACCGUUGUCAAUGUUCAUACUUGGAAACGACAAGACACUUCCUCUUUUGGAAACAUCAAAUAUCAGCUCCCGGCACCGCCUCCUGAAACUGAUAGCUAGCUUCAUACCUCGGACUGAGAGAUGCACCUGCUUUGAAUGUGAAGUUUUCUCUGGCGUAUUUGGAAAUGCAUUCUGGCAUGAAAAUAUCACCCCAACCUUGCACCAGUGGUUGACCAAGAAAAACGCGACAAGGCUUCCUAUGGCAGCAUUUCCCCAUCUCAGAAAGAUGUCCAACUCUGGUUUUAUUGUAGACAGCAAUGGUUGCAACUCAUAUUUGAUCCAUCCAGAAAGAAUGACACUCCCAACGCUCUAUAUAUCCGGUGGGCGAUCCCUCCUUGUGACUCCUCAAACUUCUUUCCUAGCUCAUAAGUACAUGAAGUUGCACCAGCCAGGGUUUAGACAUGAAAGGGUAGUUGUGGAGGGUUUUGGGCAUUCAGAUUUAUUGAUUGGAGGAGAGUCUCACAAGAAGGUGUUUCCUCACAUUUUAUCUCAUAUAAGAUUAGCUGAACAAGGAGAGAUUCAUGCCAAAGGAAAGAAGUACAGUAAAGAGGCCUUGGAUUGGGAAGAUGAUCAAUAUUAUGAAGGCAACUUUGGAAUAUUUGGAACUUGGUUCUCUCCUUUUGUGGUUCUUAUGUUGCUGUUUAUCUCACUUUCUUGGUUGGUGGCAGUAUUUUUCUGAUUGCGACAGGAAAAGUAUUUUUGACCUCCUUGUCAAAACCCCAGUUAUAGGGGUCAUUCUUAGGGUAUAGGGCAAGACAAUGUCUUGAGAUAGAUGUGUACAAAUGUGAGUAUUUGAGUAGGUCAGUGCACUGCCAUACUUGCCAAAUUUUACAUUAAUAAGAUUUUUUUAAAAUUUGAAUGUGAGUAAUAAAAAUUUAAUACCGAUAUCCGGAUUUUAAAUUUAAACUUUGGAAUGAAACAUUUUUGC
Molecule: messenger RNA, 4133 nt
Organism: Rosa rugosa (rugosa rose)
Lineage: Eukaryota; Viridiplantae; Streptophyta; Magnoliopsida; Rosales; Rosaceae
Exons: 9
Coding region: 381-3884 (1167 amino acids)
Molecular function (GO): oxidoreductase activity, acting on CH-OH group of donors; flavin adenine dinucleotide binding
Source: RefSeq, a predicted model, not a curated record